AUGACUCCAGCUCCGUUUACAUCGGGGAUGAUGGGGGUGGUGGCAGUGUUUGGCAUGCUGGCACCAGCUGCCGUCGAAGGACACGGCUUCUGCAUCGAGCCAAUUAGCCGGCAAUACCUGCGAUCAAAGGAAUUUAAUGAGGGCGACGAGUACUACGUGGAGAAGUGGGCGGGAUCCUUCAACGGAGGAGGUGCUGACGCGGUCCAGGCCCGAACAAUCGACAACAUCGAUCCUGACAUCCUUGCCGACUACGGUGGCGGCGACGUCUGGAUCGUGGGGGCGGCUUGGGACAAGGGGGAGAGGUGCCCGAACAACAACUACCUCGAGAGCGACAAGAUUGCCGUCGGACACGGCGUGUGCGGGGAUCCUCCUCAGGGCGGCUUGGACAACCCGAACACGUACAGCACCCCGAACACCCUCUGGCCUCCCAUCUCGACGUACACGUCGGGAUCCAUCAUCGAGCUCAAGGCCGUCAUCAACAACAACCACUGGGGGCACAUCGAGUACUUCCUGUGCGAUACCGCUGACAUGGACGACCCUGACGGCGUGGUGACCCAGGACUGCUUGAACAUGUACCCGCUCGACCGCGACGAGACCGAUUGGUGGAACAGCCCCAUCGACCCGGACUACCCCGGGCGUUUCUUCGUGAACCCCGAGUGCCGCGGUGAAAAUGGAGAGACCGACCAAACAGGACGGCCCAUGCUCAACGACGGGGAGGUUGGCCUGGACAAUGGCUACAUCAACGUUGGACGUUACCAUCUGCCGAACAUCCAGUGCGAGCACUGCGUCCUCCAGAUGAAAUACUACGCGUACGUCGGGUGCCACCACCCCGGCUACCACGAGUUCGAGCCCGAGUGGCCGGGAGAUUGCGCGCCGGACAAAGAGGAUUGGCUGCCGCACAAGAACCCCGGUUGCAGCGACGAAGGCCAGAAGUGGGGCAACGUGUUCUUCGGCUGCUCCGACAUCACUCUGCUGGCCGACGGCGAAACGUCCUCCACGGCUCCCGCGGCACCCACGCCGGACCCUGAACCUGAACCGACUCCCGAGCCGACACCGGAACCGACUCCCGAAUCGACCCCUGAACCUACUCCCGAAUCGACUUCCGAGCCUACUCCCGAAUCGACGCCCGAGCCAACCCCCGAACUGACUCCGGAGCCUACUGCUAGGCCAACUCCCGAGUCGACGCCCGAGUCAACCCCCGAACCGACGCCUGAGCCUGAGCCCACUGCGGAGCCCGAACAACCAGUUGCUGCUCCUGUGUACGAAAUGCCCGUAACCAUGCCCGUCGACGAGGGUUACUCGUACGUUGGCUGCUUUGCGGACAGCAAGGAAGACCGAGUGUUCGAGUACAUGAAGACUUCGUCAACCAUGACCACCGCGGUGUGCCUCGAGUACUGCUUGGACAGGCGAGCAACCUACAUGGCCACCCAGUACGGAUACGAGUGCUGGUGCAGCGUCGACGCAGAAGUCGAGUACGACCGCCACUCCGAUGGCGUGUGCGAUCACGCGUGCGGCGGGGAUGCAGCCGACAUUUGCGGUGGCUUCGACGCUUUCGACCUCUACAAGAUCACGGAACCGACGGAACCCACGGGCGAUGAGUACGUGGGGUGCUUCGCCGACGACCGGGAAGACCGGUUGUUGGGCGACGAGAUCAAGUUGCAGCCCGACAUGACCCAGGCCGUCUGCCGCACGUACUGCGAGGAACGCGACGCCUACUUCUACGCCACCCAGUACGGCGACGAGUGCUGGUGCGGAAUGUCCAACGACGAGGAGGACUACAAGAGGCACGGGCGAGGAUCAUGUCUCGCGGGCUGCUCCGGUGACCCUACGGUUGCGUGCGGUGGGUUCGAUGCGUUCAACUUGUUCAAGUUUGACGGAAUCGCCGAACCUAUCGCUCCCACACCGGAACCUGUCGCUCCCACACCGGAACCUGUCGCACCCACACCGGAACCUGUAGCACCCACACCGGAACCUGUCGCUCCAACACCGGAACCUGUCGCACCCACACCGGAACCUGUCGCUCCCACACCGGAACCUGUCGCACCCACACCGGAACCUGUAGCACCCACACCUGAACCUGUCGCUCCCACACCGGAACCUGUCGCGCCCACACCGGAACCUGUCGCGCCCACACCGGAACCUGUCGCACCUACACCCGAACCGGUUGUCGCGCCCACACCUACCAACGACUGCAUGGUGGUCAUCAUCGAAGCCGAAGACCUCCCGGUCAACGGUGACUGGCGCAUCGUCCAGGACAAUGCCGCCAGCGGCGGGGCUUACAUCACCUGGGAGGGGCUGUCUGAGGCCCAAAACAACAGCGACCCGGCGGACGGCGACAUCAUCUCCACCAGCGUGCAGAUCCCCACCGCGGGCACCUACUCGUUCAAGUGGGCCAUGCGCCAGCCUGACGGCGUCGAGAGCGACAAGGCCAACGACAGCUGGCUGAACUUCCCGGACGCGGAUAGGUUCGGGCCGGCCGGCACCUCCAAGAGCUACGGCACCUUCGUGAAGGUGUACGGUAACGCCGCGGACGGCGUUUUCAAGUAUCAGGGGACCGCCGAGGAGGAGAACGGCGACCACACCCAGAUCGCCAUCGAGUUUGCCGCGGCCGGCGAGUACGAGAUGGAAAUCGGAGGCCGUUCGCACGGCCACCAGAUCGACCAGAUUGUUUUGUUCGGGGACUCCCUCAAGGUCGACGACGCUGUUGCUGGCUGCUAGGAGUGUAAGGUUCAGCGUGAUGGGGAGUCCCUGCUCCCGUUGUCGUCACAGGGAGUGAAUGGAGGCUUGGUUGCCGGAAUGUUUUUGAUGCAUAGCUCUUACUCACUCGCCGGAAAUCGAUCCGUGGAC
Molecule: messenger RNA, 2847 nt
Organism: Ectocarpus siliculosus
Lineage: Eukaryota; Phaeophyceae; Ectocarpales; Ectocarpaceae
Source: the annotation of a GenBank genome assembly